Messenger RNA from Guillardia theta CCMP2712, 807 nucleotides. RefSeq lists its product as hypothetical. The transcript has a single exon. Lineage: Eukaryota; Cryptophyceae; Pyrenomonadales; Geminigeraceae. The record is from RefSeq and is a predicted model, not a curated record. The annotation marks the transcript as partial.
ACUCCCUUCCCCGUACAUCACUACAAGAACAGUAGCCUCUUCCUCCCUGCCCCUCAAUCAAGCUUCCAUACUCGCACUUUGAUUACGAAUCUGCUUCUCGGCUUGCGUGCGUAGACAAUCUUCCAGACUGUUCCGAAUCCUUUGCCAGAUUCCGCCUGGUAAUCGUUCCCAUCCAUUGAGCCCUUCGUGACAAGGAAUAGGGCGAUUCUAUUCAGAUACAAAUAGCAUCUUACGAUAAAGCCUGAGGAACUCGGUGUUAAUCCAUAAAGAGAUCCCAGGCCCUUCGAAACGAUUUUCGCACAAGACAUUCAGGAUAUGAAAACUCAAAUCAACUAUGGAUCCAUGAAGUCAACCAAAGGAUUGCAUGAAGAGGGCCUGGAAAAUGUGGAAGACCUCCUAAAGGAUAUUGCUUCUUUACAAGUUGAUCACGAGUUCAGCUACUCAAGCUCCUCAUCCUACUCAAGUUCAGAUGAUUCACAAGAAUGCCCAAGUUUGCUUGAGAGGAGACCCAAGAACAGGCAUGCAAUGAGGACCAAACUGUAUUCCUUUCACAACAAGUGGGAGCUCUUGAACAACACUGUAGGACUGAAGAAGAAGCUGAACAACAUUUCAUAUGAUCCUUUCAAGAGCGCAUGUGGAAAAACAGCUCGAUUCCUGUUGACCGAAAAUGGCAGACGGCGAACUAUCUUUACACAGAAGACCCCGAAGGUUGAGUGCAUUCCCAUGACACCGGAUGAAGGCUGCGAUCUUGAUUUCCUCGCUCUUCCCAUCGAAAUUCAGUGUCCAUCAUAGUUUGAUGCCUUUAAA